Miscanthus lutarioriparius is the source of this 1281-nucleotide messenger RNA. Lineage: Eukaryota; Viridiplantae; Streptophyta; Magnoliopsida; Poales; Poaceae. The record is from the annotation of a GenBank genome assembly.
AUGCAUCUGAUUUGGUUCGGGAGGACGCCGCGUCUGAUCGUGAGCUCGCCGGAGCUGAUCCGGGAGGUGCUGCUGUCGCCAUCGGAGCAUUUCGACCGGUACGAGGCGCACCCGCUGAUCCGCCAGUUCGAGGGUCUCGGCCUCAGCAACCUCCACGGCGACGAGUGGGCGCGCCGCCGCAAGAUCCUCACGCCCGCCUUCCACGUCGAGAACCUCAAGCUGCUCGCGCCCUUCGUCGCCGACACCGUGCAACGGAUGCUGGAGGAGAUCGUGCUGCUACGGUCGGCGGCGGUCGCGGGCGGGUCCGGCGAGGUGGAGGUGAACGUGGAGGAGUGGUACCAGCGGCUGCCGAAGGAGGCCAUCACCAUCGCCACGUUCGGCCGCAACAGCGACGAGGGCAGCGCCGUGUUCCGGCUGCAGGCCGAGCACGCCAGCUACGCCACCGAGGCGCACAGCAAGGUCUUCAUCCCGGGUUACAGGUUCCUGCCGACGAGGAGGAACAGGCACGUGUGGCAGCUCGACAGGGAGAUCAGGAGCCUCCUGGCCAAGCUCGUCGCUGGCCUGCAGAGCGGCGACGACGACCACCGACACCGGGGCCGGGACCACGGGCGCGCCGGCGGCAUGAGGGAUUUCAUGAGCUUCAUGGCCCCGGCCAUGACGGCGGACGAGAUCAUCGAGGAGUCCAAGAACUUCUUCUUCGCCGGGCUGGAGACGCUGACCAGCCUCCUCACCUGGGCCACCGUCACGCUCGCCAUGCAUCCGGAUUGGCAGGACCGCGCUCGCCGGGAGGUCCUCGAAGUCUGCGGCCGCCGGGGCGUCCCCACCAAGGACCACCUCCCCAGGCUCAGGACGCUCGGGAUGGUCGUCAACGAGACGCUCAGGCUCUACCCGCCGGCGGUGGCCAUGAUCCGGAAGGCGACGCGGGACGUGAAGCUCGGCGGCUGCGUCGUGCCGGCGGGCACGGAGGUCAUGAUUCCCAUCAUGGCCGUGCACCACGACGCCGACGUGUGGGGCGCCGACGCCACGGAGUUCAACCCCGCUCGCUUCGCAGACGACGGCGGCGACCGCCGGCCGCGGCAGCAGAUGGCGUUCAUGCCGUUCGGCGGCGGCGUGCGGGUGUGCAUCGGCCAGUACCUGGCGCUCAUGGAGGCCAAGAUCGCCUUGGCCUUGGUGCUGCAGCGCUGCCAGUUCCGCCUGUCGCCGGCGUACGUGCACGCGCCGAGGGUGCUCAUGAUACUCAACCCGCAGCACGGCGCGCCCGUUAUCUUCCGCCCGUUGUGA